UGUUUUUAUAAAGCCUUUGGUCCUUCUCGGAAGGGAGCGUCAGGGAGGAGAGAGAGACAGAGCGAGGAAGGGAGAGGCGAGGAGAGACGUUUAAGAACAGUAAGGGGGACGAGGAGGCGGUACGAAGUGAUCCAGAUCUGUCGGCGUGUUCCAGGAAGUGAUCCUUUGGAUUUAUGAUGGAGAGAGACUUCUUGGGCAUGAGUGGUGGGAAGGAGGACACCAAAGGGAGCCGGCAUGAUGCAGGCUCGGCCGUUCGGUGGCCUUUCACCAACAAGGCCUCUGCUAUGCAGCAAUUCAUGCUCCACAAGGCUGCACAAGAGGAGAGGGCAAACAAGUACAGAUUUGAUCGAUUGUCCUCUCCCACGUUUCAUCCUGUUUCGGUUGUUGAUGCCUUCGAGGCCGAUCGCAGUGACUUCUCUGCAUUGGCACAGCAGAGAUCAUUCAGCCUGCAUGAUUACCAGCCUCAGGCCACUACGACCUUUAGUUCUUCCACACGCCAGUCGAGUGAAGCCGGAACAUUCCCUGUGGUUUCACAUCAUUCCCUUCCCAUUACAACUAAUAGCCCUUUCUUCAAGAUUCAUGGCACCCAGAGUGCUCCGAAUAUCAUGAUAACCAAUUUAAAUCAGCAGCCUCUCGCAGGAGUUGCAUUGAACACCCCUGUUGUUAAUACUUGUGUUGGAGCCCUUCCAUCAUGGAACAUGCCCAAACCGGCCCCGACGAGUGCACAGCUAACUAUAUUUUAUGCUGGCACUGUUAAUGUAUAUGAUGAUGUCUCUUUUGAUAAGGCUCAAGCAAUUUUGAUGCUGGCAAGUAACGGAUCCAAUGGGGCUUCAAAUGCUUCAAGAUCUGAAGCACCUUUGUCGGUCACACCUCUGGUUCCACCUAAAAUUUCUGGAUCUGAUGGGUUAAAUGCAAAGCAGAUCUUGAACCCGACUCCAAUUCGUGUGGCAUCACCCUGCUCAGUCUUCUCGAACCCGAUACCGGUGACCUUGCACACGGUGGCUAACUCAAGUAGUGUAAGUAGCACCAAAAAUGAUUCAGUUGGUGCGAAGGUUGUUGGUACCUUGUCCCCCUCAACGCAGCAAGGGCCACCCAGAACAUCUUCCGCUGCUGUAGGCUCUAUAACUAGUGCAGCUAUCAUGCCCCGAGCUGUACCUCAAGCUCGGAAGGCAUCAUUAGCACGAUUUCUUGAAAAACGUAAGGAAAGGGUGAACGAUGCGAUGCCCUAUUCUUGCAUCAAGAAAACCUCAGAGAUUGGUAGCGGACUUGAGAGUGCCAGUGCAUCGAGCAUUUCUUCAUUAGCUGAUGUCAAUGUUUCAAGUAACCGAGAGGACUCAUCGGAUUUAAGGAACCAAAAGAGUGGUAUCAGCUAUGGGGAUUCUCUAAGUACUAAAUUAAGGAUAUAGAGAAUGUUAUGUAUUCGAGCCCCCGACUGCAGUGUUUUCAAAAUCAAAUUGGAGGACUUAUCAUAUGUUCUGUCAAAUAGAAUGGCUUUCAUAAGUAAAUGUGAUUGGAGCUGUUCAAACAUUAAUGAGAGAACUCUGUGUAAAACUUUCCUGUCAAUGUAUUCUACAACUAAAUUUCAUUUACGGGGCAUCAGAUACUCAA
Messenger RNA from Musa acuminata subsp. malaccensis (wild Malaysian banana), 1608 nucleotides. Its product is annotated as protein TIFY 6b. The record is from RefSeq and is a predicted model, not a curated record. NCBI's taxonomy places the organism in Eukaryota, Viridiplantae, Streptophyta, Magnoliopsida, Zingiberales, Musaceae. Gene Ontology annotation, biological process: regulation of defense response; regulation of jasmonic acid mediated signaling pathway; response to wounding. Gene Ontology annotation, cellular component: nucleus.